AGCCAUCAUUCGCCACACCACCUCUGUACCUUUUUUUGCGUUAGUCAUUUAAGAGCGUUUUUCCUCCUUUAGAGAAGAUGACUAUCCUCAUUGAGCAGUCCGCCCUUGUUUCACAAGUUGAGCAGAAGAAUAAGAAUGAGUUGGUAUUAGAUGGCGGUUUCACGGUGCCGAAAGUUCUGACAAGUGAUGCAUUUGUGGCUCCAGAGAUCAAUUCAUUUGGCCAAACUUUCAGGGAUUAUAAUGCAGAAAGUGAAAGGCAAAAGACUGUUGAAGAAUUUUAUCGGUUGCAGCACAUUAACCAAACAUAUGACUUUGUUAAGAGAAUGAGGGAAGAGUAUGAGAAAUUGGACAAAGCAGAGAUGAGCAUAUGGGAAUGCUGUGAACUCCUGAAUGAAGUUGUGGAUGAAAGUGAUCCUGACUUGGAUGAACCCCAAAUUCAGCAUUUAUUGCAGUCUGCUGAAGCGAUUAGAAAGGAUUAUCCUGAUGAAGAUUGGUUGCACUUGACCGCUCUCAUUCAUGAUCUGGGAAAGGUUCUUACUCUUCCUAAAUUUGGAGAGCUUCCUCAAUGGGCUGUUGUCGGAGAUACUUUCCCUCUUGGUUGCGCUUUUGAUAAAGCCAAUGUUCACAACAAGUAUUUCAAGGAAAACGCAGAUUACAAUAAUCCUGCUUAUAACACCAAGAAUGGAAUUUACUCCGAGGGAUGUGGAUUGGACAAUGUAAUGAUAUCAUGGGGUCACGACGAUUAUAUGUACAUGGUGGCCAAGGAGAAUGGAACAACUCUCCCUUCGGCUGGAUUGUUUAUCAUCCGAUAUCACUCCUUCUACCCUUUACACAAGGAGGGUGCAUACACACACCUCAUGAACGAUAAGGACAAGGAGAAUCUCAAGUGGCUCCAUGUUUUCAACAAAUAUGAUUUAUACAGUAAGAGCAAAGUUCUUGUUGAUGUUGAAGCAGUAAAGCCAUACUAUAUUUCCCUCAUUGAGAAAUAUUUCCCUGCCAAGCUGAGAUGGUGAAGCUUGCAAUCUUUGAGUUUAAAAGCAUACAAGAUUUGGAAGCAGCUUUUUGAUUCUCAUUAUCUAUUAAAUUUUAAAGUAAAGAGUAAUGUAAAUUAAAUUGGUUAUAUCUAUUUUGUAAUUAACAAAAGGAGGAGGUCUGCGGCAUCAUUUUACGUGAAGAAGAGGGGUGAAUCAGUGUGGUGGGUUCAUUAAUUAAUUUAUGAGUUGUGCACUUGAUAUUAAAAAAUAUGUCUCAAUGUU
Molecule: messenger RNA, 1256 nt
Organism: Pistacia vera
Lineage: Eukaryota; Viridiplantae; Streptophyta; Magnoliopsida; Sapindales; Anacardiaceae
Product: inositol oxygenase 2-like
Exons: 11
Coding region: 78-1013 (311 amino acids)
Biological process (GO): inositol catabolic process
Cellular component (GO): cytoplasm
Molecular function (GO): inositol oxygenase activity; iron ion binding
Source: RefSeq, a predicted model, not a curated record